Molecule: messenger RNA, 420 nt
Organism: Trypanosoma rangeli
Lineage: Eukaryota; Euglenozoa; Kinetoplastea; Trypanosomatida; Trypanosomatidae
Exons: 1
Coding region: 1-420 (139 amino acids)
Source: RefSeq, a predicted model, not a curated record
AUGCAGUCGCUGGAGGAACAACUCGAUGCUCUGUGGGAGGAGAGCCGGGUAAAGCGGCGGGCGAAGGUGGAUGAGCUCAACACGGCGCUCGUGCAGCGCGUGCGUAGCGACGUUGAUGCGACGCUGCAGAAAGUUCGGUCGGUCCUCGCGAGUGAGCAGCCGGAAAUGGAGAGGCAAAUUGACCGGCUACUCCACAUGAUAGACGAGUUGGCUGCAGGUGUUGAAAUGUGGCGACAAAAAGCCAUGAGCUCCAUGGAUUGCAUUGACAAGGAGCAAAAGGCUCUUGGAAGCAUGGUGCAAGAAGUCUCCAUUCGAGCGGCAGCGCGAAAGGAGGACAUGCUGAAGCGGCAGAAGCAGCGCUCAGAGGAAGUGCGUGCUGCAUGCAUGGAACUCUUUAAGGAAGUGGAGUUGAAGUUGUGA